CAAAAUUCAUCCGUCUAAAUUAGCGUGUCACUUUGUCAGCAAUUGUUUGUUGUUGUUCUGGAAAUGUUAUAUAUGUUUCGCCUUUAAUAACUGAACACCGUAUUUAAAUAUUUUAUAACAUAAAAAUGUCGACAAUCCGUCGUUCAGCAAUCUGGAAUGUGUUUACCGAAACCCAUAAAUCCGAUUUUAUAGCCACUUGUAAUUUGUGUUCUCAAGAAUUCUCUUACAGAUCAACAACUACUAAUUUAAUGAAACAUCUACAAAGAAAACAUCCCGGUGUUGAUAUAAACUCUCCUAUGCAGGAGCAGAAAACAGAUACAUUGCCAAAAGAAGUUGAAAUUGUGAUUGAAAGACAAUUGGAAAAUGCUUGUGAAGUUAAAUCGUUUAAAGUAGAAGUUCAACCAGUUCCAGAAGAUUGCAAUUAUAUUGUGUUGGAUGCAGCUAAACCAGUACCACAGCUAUGGGAUUAUUUUACAAAAAUAUCACCUUCAGAUUGUAUUGCUUCUUGUAUUGUAUGCCAUGAAGAGUUUUCUUAUAAGACAACUACCUGGAAUCUUAAGAAUCAUCUAGAUAGGAAUCAUCCAGAAUUACAAGCAGAUGUGUCUGUUGAACAAGAUCAAGUAUAUCAAGAAUCAAAUGAAGAACUUGAUCAAAACAAAAAUAUAGAUGGAAACAAGGAAGACAAAGAACAAUACCAAAAUCAAACAGAACAAGUUUUGUUAGACGAAACUAAGGUGUUUCAAAAUAUUGAUAAUAAUACAAACGAUCAGAAUCAGCAAGUAGAUAGUAAUGACGAUCUACACAACGAUUUUUGGAAUCUAGAUCAAUCCGAUGACGACGAUCCCGAUUUUAGACCAUCACCGACAUUCGAUGAAGAAGCUGACGUGAAAAAUAUAUCUUCUAAUAAAAAACGAUCGCAGAUUUGGAAUGUGUUUACCGAAAAACCGAAUUCUGAUUCUGUAGCCAUCUGCAAUGUUUGUAAUCAAGAAUUUUGUUACAGAAGCACAACAAAUAAUCUUAAAAAACAUUUUCAGAGGAAGCACCCAAAUGUUACUUUUGAUAUCAAAAUAGAACCAGUUAAAGAGGAAAAUAAUUCUUCUUUUGAUUCAACUUUACGUACUGUCAAAUCUGAAGGAGAUGAGGACGACAGAGAUUCUUCAGAUGGAAAUACGAAAAGGAAACGUUCACAAAUCUGGAAAUAUUUUACGAGAAAAAAACCAGGAGAGUAUAUAGCGACUUGCAAUAUUUGCAAGAAAGAAUUGGGUUUUAGAUCAACUACAUCGAAUUUGAAAAAACAUUUAGAUAGAAAACAUCCUAACGUUAAGAUGAAAAAUGAGGAUGAUGAAGAAAAAAAGAAUACUCCAGAGGUCCGUGUAAAAACGUGCUUGGUUUGUUUACAAAACGAUCAAACGGAACCUAGAGAAUUUUUACAAAUCAAUAAUACAAAUUCCGAAGAAGAAAAGAGUUACAUGACAAAAAUUCAAGAAAUCAUGAAUCAAUCUGUGGUAAUAGAUGAAUCGCAUGUAAUUUGUUUACCGUGUGUCGAUGAUUUGGAAAAAGUGAUUCAAUUUAAAGAAAAAGUAUCGAAAGCAUUCGAAUUUUGGAGUAAAUUAGAGUUGGAACCUGAACCUGAAACUGAUGAUAAUGAUGCAGAUAACGUUAACCAUUCAGAUUAUAGUGAUUUGGAAGAAGGAGAAACUUUGGCGAAAUUUACUUGUAGCAAAUGUAACAAAGUGUUUCAUUCUCCAUCGGUCAUGUUGAAACAUAACUGCAGCCAACAAUCUAAAAGAGAAAAAUCGUCUAUGAAGAAGGAAACUUCUCAGGAGACUUUUUACUGCGAAUUCUGCGGAAAAGCCUUUAACAUUCGAUGGAAAUUGAAUAAACAUUUAAAAAUAUGCCAAUCUAAUUCUAGUAAGCAAUUCGGUUGUAAUUUGUGUAAUAGGAUAUUUAAAAAGGCGUACCAUCUUCGAGAACACAUGGCGUCCCAUACGGGCGAACGAAACUACAGUUGCAAUUUGUGCGGAAAAACUUUCCAAAGGUCGUCGUCGAAACACAAACAUAUGCGCAGUCAUAACGCUAAACCGGGCGAAAAGUCGAAAAAAACACCUUUCCUAUGUACUAUAUGUGGUAAAAGUUUCCCUUACAGUAAUGGGGCUUCGAGGCACAUGAGGGUACAUCUAGGUGAAAGAAGACAUCAGUGUCACAUAUGUAUGAAGAAAUUCAGUCAGACUACUCAUCUAAAGGUCCAUCUUCGUACACAUUCAGGUGAAAGGCCAUAUGGAUGUAUAAUUUGCGGACGAACAUUUUCCUUAAACGCCAGUCUUCGAAAACAUAUGCGACUUCAUGUUGGUUCCGGUGAUUUUGUGAAAUUAGUAAAAAAUCUCGACACCAGUUUUCCGUCUACGGAUAUGGUAACGGAAGAUGGAUUACAAAUUCUAACAGCUGUGGCUCACGCACCUCAAGAAAUCGAUAUAGAUGGAAACCAGUGUAUCGGUUAACGAUUUUAAUAUAAUAAUUUAAUUAAUUUGCAAUUUAUAAUGUUUAUUUGAAACUUAGUUUGUUUAUAUAGUGUAAUAAAGUUGCUUUAUUUCUUAAUAUGUCUUUUAAUCAAA
Messenger RNA from Diorhabda carinulata, 2612 nucleotides. Its product is annotated as zinc finger protein 23-like. Gene Ontology annotation, cellular component: nucleus. The record is from RefSeq and is a predicted model, not a curated record. NCBI's taxonomy places the organism in Eukaryota, Metazoa, Arthropoda, Insecta, Coleoptera, Chrysomelidae. The coding region runs from base 126 to 2498 and encodes 790 amino acids. The transcript is spliced from 8 exons. Gene Ontology annotation, molecular function: zinc ion binding; DNA binding.